AUGUCCGAAUCUGACCAGGAGGAAAGUUCACCUGAGCCAGUUUCACCAAGAACCGCUGCUGUGCGUGCUGGUUUGAGGAGGAAUUAUAGUUCUUCAAGAGUUGAAUCUAAAAGUUACGAAUCUGAAGGUUCAAGCAACAUGGCAGAGAUUCUGAACAACAACAAUGAUGAAAGAGGUGGUGCGCUUGUUGUCCAACCAAGAAAACCCCUGCGUGAGUUUUCCAUUCCCAAAGUCACCGAUCAACCUUCGUGCAUUGUCUAUCCUCAACUCACAGUUGAUAGGUUUGAGCUUAAAAGUGGUAUGAUUCAUCUUUUUCCAACUUAUUAUGGUAAUACCACUGAGGAUCCUUACAUGCAUAUUAAGCAAUUCUUUGAAAUAUGUGCUACGAUCAAAAUUCAAAACCUUGAUGAUGAGCGGAUUAAGAUGAGGCUAUUCCCAUUCACUUUAAAAGAUAAAGCUAAGUCUUGGUUAUACUCUUUGCCUAAUGCUUCAAUUCAUACUUGGGAAGAGCUUUCUAAUAAGUUUUUGCAGAAAUUUUUUCCGGCUCAAAAGACUAACAAGAUUAGAAAGGAAAUUCUUGGUUUCACACAAAAGGAAGGAGAAGCUUUUCAUGAAUGUUGGGAGAGGUACAAGGAGAUGAUAAGUUCUUGCCCACACCACAACAUAGAGAGUUGGAUGCAAAUGCAAUCUUUCUAUGAAGGUUUGCUUGAUUCCGAAAGGAUGAUGGUAGAUGCAACAAGUGGAGAAGGACUGAUGAACAAAACAGCAGAUGAGGCUUUUACUCUCUUUGAAUCCUUGAGUGCUAACUCUCAACAAUGGAGCCACAAUAAAGGAAGAGGAGCUCCUAUGAAAGCUGUGGUCUCUGAGGUAAUUACUAAUAAUGAGAUUGCUGCAAAACUUGAUGUUAUGUGUUCUUUGCUCCAACAGGCAAUGACUGGCCCUCUAGGAAACAAAGUGGAAGUUCAAGACCAAUCUUUUGCGGAGCAUAUGCUAGAACAAGCAAAUGCCCUUCAAGCAAGGAAUCCUCAAAAUGAUCCUUAUUCAAACACGUACAAUCCGGGAUGGAGAAAUCAUCCUAAUUUCAGGUGGAACAACAAUCCAAAUGUGCAACAAUCUCAAGGACCUCCCCCAGGAUUCCAAACACAACAAAGGCAAUUCCAGCAAGCUCCCCAACAAGUGCAAGAGCAAAGGGGUGAUCAAAUGGGAGAAUUGCAAGACAUGUUCAAGAAGUUCAUGGGGCAACAGAUGCAAACCAAUCAGAACCUUCAAAAUGCAGUGAACAAACUAGAAGUGCAAGUUGGGCAGAUUGCAUCCUCCAUGAGCAAUAGAGCAUCCGGAACUUUCCCAAGCCAAACGGAGGUUGGAGAUGCCAAUGAAAGGCAAGAAGAUGGAGAACAUGUGGAGAUCAUUCAGCCACCACAUGGGCAGCCCACAGCUUCCAACAAACAGUCCAUCAAUGGUCCUAGAAAGAGCACAGGCCCUAAGGUAUCAUCUAAUGCUAAUCAAGUUCCAAUUUCAACUAAUGCUUUUAGGCCUAUUGCACCCUUUCCCAGCAGGUUAUCAAAGUCAAAGAAAGAUCAAGGCUUGGAUGAGAUAAUGGAAAAAUUCAAGAAGGUGCAAAUCAACAUCCCAUUGCUCAAUGCCAUUACUCAGAUUCCAAAGUAUGCAAAAUUUUUGAAGGAUCUAUGCACUAACAAGAGGAGAUUCAAAGAGCAUGAACAAGUUGCAUUGAGUGAAGAAGUAAGUGCAGUGUUACAAAGAAAGCUGCCUCCAAAGCUAAAGGAUCCAGGUUCGUUUUCUAUACCUUGCAUAGUUGGUGAUUUUAAGUUUCAAAAAGCUUUGCUUGAUCUUGGUGCUUCUAUAAAUCUUAUGCCAUAUCAUGUUUAUGAGAAACUUAACCUUGGUGAGUUGCAAGCCACUUCUGUGAGCAUUCAAUUGGCAGAUAGAACUAUUAGGUACCCUAAAGUCAUUCUAGAAGAUGUUUUGGUGAAAGUGGAAGAGCUAAUUUUGCCAGCAGAUUUCUUGGUGUUGGAAAUGGAAGAAGCACCAAUUCAUGACAAUCAGUUGCCACUCAUUCUAGGUCGGCCAUUCAUGGCAACUGCCGGUGCUAUUAUUGAUGUAAAGAAGGGUACAUUGACCAUGAAUGUGUUUGAUGAGACAAUAGCAUUCAAAGUGUUUGAAGCCUCCAAGUUCCCAAGUGAUGAGCAUGAAGUUUUCCAUCUUGAUGCAAUUGAUACUGUGGUGAAAGAAGCACUGCCAAUGAGUUAUUUGGAGCCCAUUGAAGCAUGCAUCACACAAAGCAUAAGGGAAGAAGAAGUGGACAGCUUAGAGGCUGUGAUCUCUCCUUUACUUCUUGAGCUUGUUUGCAGCAUGGAUAGCUACAUAGAAAUUGGAAAGAGGUAUGCAAACCAAUUUGAAUCAUUACCCCCACCUACUAAUAAGGUUUUACCUUCUAUUGUGCAGGCACCAGAGUUGGAAUUAAAGCAAUUGCCAAAACACCUUAAAUAUGCUUAUUUAGGUGAAAAUGAGACUCUACCUGUUAUCAUUGCCUCACAUCUCGGACCAAAUGAUGAAAAGAAGCUUUUGAGAGUUCUAAAAGAGCACAAAACUGCAAUCGGGUGGAGCAUUGCAGAUAUCAAAGGCAUAAGCCCAACACUGUGCAUGCACAAGAUAUUAUUGGAAGACAAUGCAAUUCCUAAGAGGGAUGCCCAAAGACGUCUCAAUCCGAACAUGAAGGAGGUGGUAAGGAAAGAGGUAAUUAAGCUUUUAAAUGUUGGUAUUAUUUACCCUAUUUCUGAUAGUAAAUGGGUGAGCCCAGUGCAAGUUGUCCCCAAGAAGUCAGGUAUCACAGUGGUGAAGAAUGAAGCAAACGAACUUGUACCUACACGGAUGACCACGGGAAUUGAGGUAGAUAAAGCUAAGAUUGAUUUGAUUGCCUCUAUGCCCUCACCUACUUCUGUCAAAGAAGUACGUUCUUUCCUUGGCCAUGCAGGUUUCUAUAGGCGUUUCAUUAAGGAUUUUUCUAAGAUUACAAGGCCUAUGUGCAAUCUCCUUGCCAAGGACAUGGAUUUUGUGUUUGAUCAAGACUGUGAGAAUGCUUUCAAUGCUUUGAAGAAGAUGCUCACAACUGCCCCAAUCAUUAUACCACCGGAUUGGAGCUUGCCUUUUGAAUUGAUGUGUGAUGCCUCAGAUUAUGCUGUUGGAGCUGUUUUGGGACAGCGAGUUGAUAAGAAGCCACAUGCCAUCUACUAUGCUAGUAGAACCCUCAACGAUGCCCAACUCAACUAUUCCACCACAGAGAAGGAGUUGUUAGCUGUCAUAUUUGCUUUAGAGAAGUUCAGAUCAUAUUUGAUUACUAACAAGGUUAUUGUUUACACUGAUCAUGCAGCAUUGAAAUACUUGUUAGCUAAGAAGGAUGCCAAACCACGACACAUUAGAUGGAUUCUCUUAUUGCAAGAGUUUGACUUGGAGAUAAAAGAUAAGAAAGGAAGUGAGAAUGUCGUGGCUGAUCACUUGAGUAGAUUGGUGCAUGUAUCUAACGAAGAGGAGGAUUCAUUGCCAUUGCGUGAAAGCUUCCCUGAUGAGCAACUCUUCUCCAUUUGUGCUUUGAAUUCUCUCAAUCCAUUGCCUUGGUUUGCUGAUAUUGCUAACUAUUUGUGCACUAAUGAACUCCCUACAGGGUUAUCUACGUUCCAACGUAACAAGCUUAGGAAGCAAGCAAGAUACUACUUUUGGGAUGAUCCAUAUCUAUUCAAGCAUUGUCCAGACCAAGUAACGAGGUGUGUGCCUGAAGGUGAUUUUAAGAGCAUUCUAGAGUUUUGUCACUCCCACGCAUGCGGAGGCCAUUUUGGACCAAAGAAGACUGCCAGCAAAGUGCUACAAUCAGGUUUCUUUUGGCCUACCCUUUUUAAGGAUGCUUAUGUUUUUUGUGCUUCAUGUGAUAGAUGCCAACGGAUGGGUAAUUUACAUGCUAGAAAUCAGAUGCCUCUCACCAAUAUCUUAAUCAUUGAUAUAUUUGAUGUUUGGGGAAUUGAUUUCAUGGGCCCUUUUCCUACCUCUUAUGGAUUUGAAUAUAUAUUAGUUGCUGUUGAUUAUGUUUCUAAAUGGGUGGAAGCCAUUGCCACUAGAACUAAUGAUGUUAAGGUUGUGAUCGGUUUUCUCAAAGGAAAUAUUUUUACAAGGUUUGGCACACCUAGAGCAAUCAUUAGUGAUGGUAGCUCCCACUUUGUUAACCAAGCUUUUGCAGCACUCUUGAAGAAAUAUGGAAUCACGCAUAAGGUGGCAACACCCUAUCAUCCUCAAACUAGUGGGCAGAUUGAGAUAAGCAAUAGGGAGAUUAAGCACAUACUUGAAAAGACAGUGAACACCACAAGGAAGGAUUGGUCCAUGCGUUUGGAUGAUGCAUUGUGGGCUUAUAGGACUGCUUAUAAGACCCCUAUAGGUAUGUCUCCGUAUAGACUUGUUUUCGGUAAACCUUGUCACUUACCAGUGGAGCUUGAGCACAGGGCUUAUUGGGCAAUCAAGGCCUUCAAUUUUGAUAUGAAAGCUGCUGGUGAGAAGAGGAGGCUUCAACUCAAUGAGCUGGAGGAGUUGCGACAUGAAGCGUAUGAGAAUGCGAAGCUUUACAAGAAGAAAACAAAGCAAUAUCACGACAAGAAAAUUCUUAGGAAGACGUUUGAGAAAGGGCAGAAGGUUCUCUUAUUCAAUUCACGCCUUAAGCUCUUCCCAGGUAAGCUUCGUUCUCGGUGGAUUGGCCCUUUUGUUAUUACUAAUGUGUUUAAUCAUGGCGCAGUGGAGAUUCAAAACAUUAAGGGUGGCAGCACCUUCAAGGUGAAUGGACAUCGGUUGAAACCUUACUUCGAUGCCAACUUUGAUGCCAAUAUUGAGUCUCAAGCACUCAAGGAGCCUCCACCACUCUCUUAAAGCUCACCAGAGUUUGGAUGUCCGGCUGAAGACGUGAAAC
This is a messenger RNA of Prunus persica (peach), 4963 nucleotides long. RefSeq lists its product as uncharacterized. Gene Ontology annotation, biological process: DNA integration. NCBI's taxonomy places the organism in Eukaryota, Viridiplantae, Streptophyta, Magnoliopsida, Rosales, Rosaceae. Gene Ontology annotation, molecular function: nucleic acid binding. The record is from RefSeq and is a predicted model, not a curated record.